This is a messenger RNA of Coregonus clupeaformis (lake whitefish), 1545 nucleotides long. RefSeq names its product tripartite motif-containing protein 16-like. The record is from RefSeq and is a predicted model, not a curated record. NCBI's taxonomy places the organism in Eukaryota, Metazoa, Chordata, Actinopteri, Salmoniformes, Salmonidae. Gene Ontology annotation, molecular function: zinc ion binding. The transcript has 7 exons. Bases 1 to 1341 code for a protein of 446 amino acids.
AUGGCUCAGCAAAGAGUUCUGCUGGACCAGGACCAGUUCUAUUGUUCUGUCUGUCUGGAUCUACUGAAGGAGCCAGUAGAUAUUCCCUGUGGCCACAGUUACUGUAGGAGCUGUAUUGAGGACUGCUGGGAUCAGGUUGAUCUGAAAGGUGUCUACAGCUGUCCUCAGUGCAGACAGACCUUCACUCCAAGGCCUGUUCCGAAGAUUAACAUUGUGCUGGCUUUAGUGGUGGAGAAACUGAAGAAGACAGGACUCCAGGCUGCUCCCCCUCCUGCUCUGUGCUAUGCUGGAGAUGUGGUGUGUGAUUUCUGCACUGGGACCAGAAAGCAGAAAGCCCUAAUGUCCUGUCUGGUGUGUCUGGCCUCUUACUGUGAGACUCACCUCCAACCUCACUAUGAAUCUCCUGCUUUCAAGAAGCACAAGCUGGUUAAAGCCACCACACAACUACAGGAGAAGAUCUGCUCUCAUCAUGACAAACUGCUGGAGGUUUUCUGUCGUACCGAUCAGCAGUGUAUCUGUCUGCUGUGUACAAUGGAUAAACAUAAAGGCCAUGAUACAGUGUCAGCUGCAGCAGAGAGGACUGAGAAACAGAGGCAGCUGGGGAUGAGUCAGCAGAAGGUCCAGAAGAGAUUCCAGGAGAGAGAGAAGAAGCUGAUGGAGCUCCAACAGGCUGUGGAGUCUCUCAAGAGCUCUGCACAGGCAGCAGUGGAGGACAGUGAUAAGAUCUUUACUGAGCUGAUCCGCUCCAUUGAGAGAAGACGCUCUCAGGUGAGGAGGCUGAUCAGAGCCCAAGAGAAGGCUCUAGUGAGUCAAGCUGAAGGACUCCUGGAGCAACUGAAGCAGGAGAUAGCUGAGCUGAGGAAGAGAAGCACUGAGCUGGAGCAGCUCUCACACACAGAGGAUCACAUCCAUUUCCUCCAGGUAACUAAAUCUCUCUCCAGUAUCAGUGUAUCUUCAGACUUACCCAGCAUCGUUGUCCGUCCUCUUCAGUACUUUGGAGAUGUGAGUAAGACUGUGUCUGAACUGAGAGAGAAACUAGAAGACUUCCUUAAAGGAGAAUGGACCAAGAUCUCCACUACAGUGAAUACAGUGGAUGUUGUACUGCCUCCAGAGCCCAAGACCAGAGAACAGUUCUUACAAUAUUCCUGUCAGCUCAUACUGGACCCAAACACAGCACACAAACGCCUCUCUCUGUCUGAAGGGAACAGAAAGGGUCUUAAGUCUCUCUAUGACCCUCCUGAGCCUGUGGCCUCUCCCAUCCUGCCUGCCAACUCACACCUCUCCUUUGACGGCAUGACGUUUUAUCCUCCUGAACUGAAAGAUCAACUGGACAAAAUGUGAAGGAGAUGGAAUGAUGUCUAAAAAUGGUAGGGAGUGCACACACAUGAUCUAAGAUAUGAUGUUUUUAACCUCUAUUAAAAUAUGUGCUAUAUUUCUCAUGGAAUGUAAUCAACUUAUUUGAGGUAUAUUGCUGAGCAGUUGUCUAUUUUUGCUCAUUGUGUAAUGUUUUUUAGUCUCAAAACCCCAACACGUUCUUCUCUUAAU